Messenger RNA from Striga hermonthica, 1761 nucleotides. NCBI's taxonomy places the organism in Eukaryota, Viridiplantae, Streptophyta, Magnoliopsida, Lamiales, Orobanchaceae. The record is from the annotation of a GenBank genome assembly.
AUGAAGGUCACCCACGACCUCCCGCACCGGACGGCCACUCAGGAUUGGGUUCUCUGGGAUGUCGAUGUUGUCGAUGUCUCCGUUUUCGAGUACUCGCCGAGCAAUGCCUCCAGUUUCAGUUCGGUGGGGGACGAUUACUCGUCCUGUCGAAAUUCGCCGAUUUCGGCCAGGUCUGAAAGCCGAGCGACGUCACUCGCCUCUGAGGUUCUUCGGAGAUCGUAUAUGGUGGCGCCAGAAAGAAAUUCGCAUAAUAGUGGCAGACAGGUUCACUCUGUCUCUAGAUCUGAGUUGGGGAUGGAUUUUUUCGAGAAAGCAAGAGCAGUACGGCUGCAGAGUCACCUGGGGAAAUACCUGGUGGCGGACGAGGACGAGGUGACGGUCCGUCAGAGCCGUAACGGGGCGUCGCACAGGGCGCAUUGGGCGGUGGAGUUUGUGGAGGGAAAACGAGAGAGGAUCCGUCUGAAGAGCUGCCACGGGCUGUACCUCACGGCGUCGGACGAGCCUUUUCUGCUGGGCAUGACUGGGAAGAAAGUCCUCCAGAGCCUGCCGCUGCCGGAGGAGACGGACGUGAGAGUCGAGUGGGAGCCAGUGAGGGAGGGUGCGGCGGGUUUGAAGCUGAUGACAGCAGAAGGAAAGUUUCUGAGGGCCAACGGGGGAGCGCCGCCGUGGAGGAACUCGGUCACGCACGAUGUGCCGCACCGGACUGCCACGCAGAGCUGGGUGGUGUGGGAAGUGGAUGUCGUGGAUAUUUCAGUUUCGGAUGUGGAUCCGGGUUCGGGUUGUUUUUCUCCUGUCUCUAGUUUUUCUUCGUAUUCGGGUACGCCCGAUAUAGGGUCGCCCAUGGCCAUGGGUGGGUAUUCUUCCAUGCUUCCAAAUAUGUCCACUACGACACAGGUUUCUGGAAUGGAAUUCUUCAUUAAAGCCAAAUCCGUCCGGCUGAAGAGUCACCACGACAAAUACCUAACGGCAGACUCCGACGAGGAGAGUGUCAUCCAAAACCGGUCAGGCUCUUCCAUCUCCGCCAAGUGGGAAGUCGAAUUCGUGUCCGACAACGUGAUACGAUUGAAGAGCCGUUACGGUAAGUACCUCAAGGCUUGCGACAAUGAGUUCCUUUUGGGCGUCACUGGUAGAAAAGUCACUCAAAGCCUCCCGGGAAAUGGAAAGCUCGACUCGUCUGUCGACUGGGAACCUCUCAGAGAUGGGAUGCAAGUGAAGCUCAAAUCAAGGUAUGCAUGUAAUUUCCUACGGGCCAAUGGGGGUCUCCCGCCGUGGAGAAACUCCAUCACCCAUGAUAUACCUCAUAUGCACCACAAUUGGGUUUUGUGGGAAGUUGAUGUUGUUGAGGUCCGGCCCGAGUCACCGAAUACGAUUUUGCAAUCUGAUUCGUUGGAUGAGGAUUUGGGUUCGGCUUCUUUUCAUAUUCGUAUCCCGAGUGUGCCUAGAAGAGGUUCAUUUGAAGACUCACAGCGAAAAAAAUCGGAGGGACGGCUUAUAUACUACUACGUGGCUGCUGAUGGGGAAAUCAAUGAUGUCAUGGAAGAACGUUCGUUCCAGUUCAAAGGGCACGGGUUGGAGGAACUGACCGAGAUGUUAGAGGACGAAACUGGGCUCGAGGAUGUAAUCGUGUGCUCAAGAAACAUCGUCAAUGGGAAACUUUAUCCGCUUCGGCUGGCUUUACCUCCCAACAACACCACCAUGCACGUUGUCGUGGUGCCACCGACUUCAAAAGGUAUGCAUAAUAAAGUUAAGCCUCUCCCUUGA